AUGAUUAGUUGCAACAUAAUACCAUCCAAUUUGGAGGUUUUGCAAAAUUUGAGUCAAAAGCCUUACUCUUCUGAGUUAUAUGAACUGGAGGUUGCUUGUCAUAAUGUAUCCGUAAAUGAAUAUAAGCUGGAUUUCACACAUAUUAUGUAUGACUUGGUUCAAAGCAGCAAGCCUAACAUGGAAUUAUACAAGCAGCAACCUUAUUUGACGCCCGUUAUAAGAUGUAAGUUGAUUGACUUUUUAUUGAAGAUGUCUAUACGAUUAAAGAUUUUACCCUUUGUCUUCUUCAAGGCUGUGAAGUUGUUUGACCGUUACUGUUCCAAACGCAUAGUUUUAUUAGACCAAGCACAAUUAAUUAUAACAACCUGUCUAUGGAUUGCCGCGAAGGUUACUGGCGGCAAUAAUCAUUUUGUUAAUUUGAAUAAUUUGAAACAAUAUGAAGCUGGUGCCAACUCAAACCCCAAUAAUAUCAAGACCAUUAAUGAUUUAGGCUACGGUUGUGGAGGUAAGUUUCUUGGUCCUACUGAAAGAUUUCGGUUACCGAAAUUGCAUGAAUUGGUUAAAUUAUGUGGAGCAAAAUGCAAGUAUGAUCUGGGAAUGUUCAAACAAAUGGAAGUGCAUAUUUUACAGACCUUGGAUUGGUCAGUAAAUGAGCCUGGUAUUGAAGAAUAUAUUGCUCUGUCUCAUGAAUUUUCUACAAUGGAUGACCAAAUAAAUAAUGAAGCAUUCAAAGUUAAAGAGUAUUUGAGUUAUGUGUCAUUGUAUCUGUUUGAGUUGUUGGAUUGUGAUAUAAUAGAUUUGUCCAGAGUUAUCUUGGAUUUGGUUAAUGAAAUCUUCUGUCUUGAUAAAUCUGAUGCCUGCUACCAAAAGUUCAAUGAUCCCAAUGACGAAUACAACCAUAAAAUUGAGUUUCAAAACUAUGUCUACAUUAAGAAAGGUUUGAUAAAAGCAAUCAUUAACUCAACUGACUAUAUUGUUAAAUUAUUCGAAUCUCAAGGUCCUCAAAUGUUCAUCAAGCAAAUAUUUUACAAGUUCAAGAAUCAUCAAACUUUUGGAGUUCCUUGUGAUACAACUAACCAUGGUUCUGGUGUUACCGGCGUUGCUGGUGUAAAUGCUGGUACACCUUCCAAUGGUGGUAACGUAGUGAGCUCGUCGUCUCCCGACUAUUACUACCUUCCAUCACCAGCAUAUACUGCCUAUGAAAGUUCCAAUAAAGGCAGUGCAUCACCCAUAUGUUCAUCAUCAAUGAAUUCCCCGGAAUCUGCAACUUCUACUUCAAGUUCAGUCUACACAAACAUGUCAUCUACUACGGCGGCUUCAUCUACAGGAAACUCCCCUUAUAAGAGGAAACCUUCAUUAGUUAAUAACACUACCACUUGUGCAACAACAGUCGCUUCCAUCAUAUCCGGGGUCCCACCUUGCGCACCGCCACCUCAACCACCCUCAAGUGCCGGCAUACCUGCAACCAGAAGAGCGUUAUCUAUACCGCCUCCACAUCAAAUCACCAAAGAUGAUUAUCUGCCGGUCUUCAAAGUAAUGUACCCAACUCCUUCAUCGGGAAAUAGUAAAAGGGUUCAAAAGCAAACACCACAAAGUUCCUCAUAUCAUCAUAAAUUACCCCCCUUGAUCAUAAACAAGUUGAACGAAAACAGUAGCCAGGCUAGUUUGGUAUCACUUGACAACAGACACAAGGGCCGCAACAUUCUAUUGGCUAAUCCUGGAAUAGUGAGCAGAGUAUGUUUGGCCAGUUUGGCCAUGAUACGAGCUGUGGCCGGUGCCAACGAGGACACAGCAGCCAUGCAAGACAUUGCCGGAACAUGGGUUUCAAAAUCAAAUACUGUUUUCACUGGACCAGGGUUUUAUGAUCCAGUUGAUGAACUUUUGAUAGAGCCUGAAUUGCCUGGGGUAUCUUAUUCGUUUACCGAAGACGGACAUUUCGAACAAGCAUUGUAUCGGGUCAAGGGAAAUGCACGGAAUCACAGUUGUCCUACAGCCGUUUUGAUUUGGCAACAUGGUACUUAUGAAGUUUUAGCUAAUGGGUCGAUUAUCUUGAACCCUAUAGCUGUUGAUGGUAGACAGUUGUUGAGUGACCCCUGUGGUACUAGUUUUGAUCAUUCUGUUUACAGUAGAUAUACUCAAAUGACUUGGUUCUUGAAAUAUAUUAAGUAUUUGGAUGAUUACCAUGGAAGAUGGAAGUUGCAACUCUAUAACUUUGAUGGAUCUCCAGUUCAACCUUUAUACUUGGCUUAUCGUCCUCCUUUAAUGCUUCCAACUUCUGCAUUGAACCCUACCAAUAGAGCCUCGGAAACUGCUACGUCUUUGGGAGUAAAGGUCAAAAGAUCUUUGGAAAACAUGUACAAUACAAAUGCUGUUCUUUCUAAAGGUGGAGACUAUGACAAGUAUUGGUGGUUUGCUGUCAGUGGAUUGUCAAUGGCUUCAGCUUCAUACUUUUUUUUGUUAUGA
Lizanozyma spartinae is the source of this 2463-nucleotide messenger RNA. RefSeq names its product Rot1p (gene ROT1). The transcript has 3 exons. The record is from RefSeq and is a predicted model, not a curated record. The coding region runs from base 1 to 2463 and encodes 820 amino acids. Lineage: Eukaryota; Fungi; Ascomycota; Pichiomycetes; Serinales; Debaryomycetaceae. Gene Ontology annotation, cellular component: endoplasmic reticulum membrane; endoplasmic reticulum. Gene Ontology annotation, biological process: 'de novo' protein folding; budding cell apical bud growth.